Messenger RNA from Didymodactylos carnosus, 411 nucleotides. Lineage: Eukaryota; Metazoa; Rotifera; Eurotatoria; Philodinida; Philodinidae. The record is from the annotation of a GenBank genome assembly.
AUGUGGAUCGUCCACCAAAAUUUAAUGAAAAGUCUCAGUCCAAUUGUCGAUUGCGGAGUGCAUUACAUAGACGUGAUGUGUCAAAUGGCGCGUUCAAAACCUGUUCAAGUUAAUGCGAAUGAGGUGCGGUUAACCGAUGAGAUACCACCACACAAUUAUGAACUACGACCUGAUUUAAAUACAAUUCAAGGAAAUAUUGUUUAUGGAGAAGUAGGAUCUUUUCAACGCGAUAUUUUAGAAGAAGAAUUUAAUAAUAAUAAAAUUUUCGGUAAACGAUAUGAAAAUAGAAAAAAAUGUUUAAUUGUUGAUGAAUUUGAUAAUAUGUGUUUAGAUCGAGCUCGACGUAUUCUUUAUCUUUCUCAUGAAAUUCAAAGUUUAAAAUGGCUUGAAACAUUAUUUAUUAACAUUUGA